This is a messenger RNA of Syngnathus acus (greater pipefish), 2060 nucleotides long. RefSeq names its product cholesteryl ester transfer protein, plasma. Lineage: Eukaryota; Metazoa; Chordata; Actinopteri; Syngnathiformes; Syngnathidae. Gene Ontology annotation, molecular function: phosphatidylcholine binding; cholesterol binding; triglyceride binding. Gene Ontology annotation, cellular component: high-density lipoprotein particle. The record is from RefSeq and is a predicted model, not a curated record. Bases 346 to 1860 code for a protein of 504 amino acids. The transcript is spliced from 19 exons. Gene Ontology annotation, biological process: phospholipid homeostasis; low-density lipoprotein particle remodeling; phosphatidylcholine metabolic process.
CAAAGAGGCAUAUUGAUGAACAGUUUUCUCAUAUUGGAAUGGUCUCCUAUAUGUAGUCACACUCUUAAUUAGAUUAUCCUCAAUUUUGACUGGAUACACGAUUUAACCUCUUAAUAGGAAACGCAAGGACAGAAGACGUUCGACGGGGGAAGGGGAGAGAGUUCAACAUCUGUAGGAUUUUUUGAGUGAUACCAAAGACAAGAAGACACGACAAGUUGGAAACUGUAGCAGCUUCACCACAAGUCACGAGCUCCAGUGGCAAAAGAGCCUCGCUGUGAAAGUGAGCCUGAACUGUCCAACCAAAACUCAGUCAUCACAGAGUUCAAGAGUGUGUUUGCUUGCAAAAUGACUCGUGGUAUUUCUCCACCGUUACUCGUUCUACUCCUGUCAUCGGCGUAUGGAUUAUCUCAUGGAUGCUUGCAGGAUACUGCCUCAGCUCACAGAUUCACUGGAGCUGUGUGCCGUCUCACAUACCCUGCCGCUGUUGUGUUGAAUGAGAAAACCACUAAAGUGAUAGAGGCAGCAUUCCAGCAUGCAAGAUAUCCAGGUGUUAAAGGAGAGAAGACCUUGCCCCUCAUGGGAAACCUCUCGUACGGCCUUGAAAAUAUGGAGAUUCACAACCUGACGAUCGGUCAGAGCUCCUUUGAGCUUCUUCCAGGUGAAGGUAUCGCCAUGAAGAUAAGCAACGUAUCUGCAGUCUUCAUAGGGACCCUGCGUUACGGAUAUGACAAUUGGUUAGUCAAGGGUGCUCAAUCAAUUAAUUUUGAGAUUGAGUCACAGAUUGACCUCGGAAUCAACCCCAAACUUUACUGUGGUAAUGGGAAGGUAGCAGCAGACACAUCAUCUUGUUACUUGAACUUUGACAAGCUGCGUUUGCACCUGCAGGGAGAGCGAAAACCAAACUGGCUCAAGAAGCUCUUCACUGACUUCAUCACAUUCACAGUCAAGCUAGUCGUCAAGGGACAGAUUUGUAAGGAGAUCAACAAGGUAGCAAACAUAUUAGCCGACUUCAUCCAGGAGAGGGCAGAGAAGGUCCUCAGUGACGGAGAUAUCACUGUAGAUAUUGGUGUGACCACUGCUCCCACCAUUACUGCAAAUUAUAUAGAAUCAUACCACAAGGGGUUCACAAACUACAACAAUUCUUCUGCUGUCAUUAUCAAUUCCGCUUUCAAGCCCAGUCAGCUGACUGAAAACAGGAUGCUCUACUUUUGGAUCUCAGACCAGGUCAUGAACCCCUUGUUAACUGCUGGCCACCAAGAUGAUCGCUUCCGGCUUAACAUCACUGGAGCAGAGUUGAUUGAACUUUUCAAGACAAACGUCUCUACAACCAUGCCUGUUUUUUUUAGAAAGUGUCUUGUAGAAACAAGUCACCCAGAAUUACGAGUGUGGAGUUCAUCUGCACCCUUCGUAAACACCUCCACCUUAUUUGGAACAUCUGUCUGGGCUGUGGUCUCUGGUCAACUCUGGUGUGAAAGUCAAGAAAUUCUCUCCUUUAAGACAUUCAUCACCACUGAUGUCACAAUUUCUUAUGUCAACAAACACGUCGUACUGCACAGCAAAUCUUCACAGGUUGAUGUACAACAUGCUCGUUUAUACCAAUAUCCUCUGGUCAAUGAAGAACAACUGGAUUUACUACAAGAAGCUGUGAUGAAGAUAGGCAUCCCCAAAGUGUUAUCCGUGCUUGAAACGGAAAUAACCAGGCUGUUGGACAAACAGGGAGUAUACUUGUUUGACAUCUACAACCCGGAAGUGCUUCCUCGGGAUGGAUUUGUGAUUGUACAGAUGGACUUUGGUUUUCCUCAUCAUCUCCUCGUUGACUUCCUCAGCAGGCAGUCUUCAACAAUAAAGGCUCCAUUAUGAUGACAAAAGUUUUGGCACCUUUUCACUCAGCCCAUUUCAGAGACUAUCUAGAAUUAAUUGUACAUGCAUCUCUCAAUUUUCUGUAGUGAUUAUCCUCCUGGACUAUAUGCUUGGUGACUGGAUUUGUCUCAUUUAAAUGAAUAAUCUGUAAAAAUAGUAAAUUGAUUAAAUAUGCAUGGAAGGAAGCCCACAAAACAUGU